Messenger RNA from Phalaenopsis equestris, 711 nucleotides. Its product is annotated as squamosa promoter-binding-like protein 16. The transcript is spliced from 3 exons. NCBI's taxonomy places the organism in Eukaryota, Viridiplantae, Streptophyta, Magnoliopsida, Asparagales, Orchidaceae. The record is from RefSeq and is a predicted model, not a curated record. The coding region runs from base 1 to 483 and encodes 160 amino acids.
AUGGCCUUUAGGUCAGUCGCUAGGGCCAGGGGAGGUCACCAGGAGGUACCAGGCGGUCAGCCACUCCUCAACACCAUCUCUUCCGCAGCAGAGAGCAGCAGCAAUGGUUUAAUGUUCUCAGAUCGAUUAUCUCAGGUCUUCGACUCCGACUGUGCUCUCUCUCUUCUGUCAUCCUCCACGCAUACACCUAGCAUCAAUCUUGGCCAUGAAAUGUCAGUCGAUAGGGUCCCGAUCUGUGGUCAGCCCAUGCUCUCUAACCUAGAAUACGGCGCUGGACUUGGUCUAUAUUCUCAUAUACAAGCAACCUCUAACAAUGUCUCGACGGCGGGGGUUUUGUGCUCUGGUGUUGAGAAUGAGCGUGGGGGCACCGAUGCGGUUUCAGACGCCAUAGAAGCUGACCUGCAUUGCCAGAGUAUAUUCCAUGAUGAGGCGGAAGGGACUUCGGAUAGGGUUUCCCGGUCUCUCCCCUUCUCAUGGUAUUAGAUCAGGUGUUUGUGAUUCGGAAAUUGCCUUCUUCCAGCUUUGGCUUCUUUGUUUUCUACCUGAGUAGUGAGAUUCCUUGGCUUUAGAUCGGAUGGAAGUUUUAGUGAUUUAGCUGAUAAUUUAUCUGACAAUUGCAUACAUGGCACUCAGAUUUUGCUAUUUACAAAUUUAGCAUGCUCUAUCAUACAUUUUUUACAUUCUCGGUCAUAUAUCAAAUUCAUGAUAAAA